This is a messenger RNA of Erinaceus europaeus (western European hedgehog), 1668 nucleotides long. RefSeq names its product CMRF35-like molecule 1. NCBI's taxonomy places the organism in Eukaryota, Metazoa, Chordata, Mammalia, Eulipotyphla, Erinaceidae. The record is from RefSeq and is a predicted model, not a curated record. The transcript has 6 exons. The coding region runs from base 440 to 781 and encodes 113 amino acids.
GUAUUUCUCAAAUGCUCUACAAUCACUGUGGUGUCUUGCAUUGCUGUCUUCAAAUUUCACACAAACUACCUCCUUCCUCUUUUGGCCUCAUUCACUAGUGGGAAGUGGCAGAAGGAGGAAGUACAAGGAGAGUAGGAGAGAGAAAAGCACUAAAAUGAAGUAGCGGGGCUUGUGCUGCCAGCUGAGGACAGGGCCCCUCACAACAAGAAGAUGCACCUGCUGCUGCUCUUCCCCUUCUGGCUUUCAGUAACUAUAGUGCCGACCACCACUUCUACCAUCGCUAUUCCCACUACAUCAUGCCACCCCAGAAGAGACCAAAUCCUCCUCGACUGUGAUUAGCCGCUAUACCAAUGGAGCAGUUCCCGUGAAGCUCCUCAUUCCCCUCAUCAUUGCUGUGUUGCUGCUUCUCUUGGUGGCGGUCUUACUCCUGAAGUGGAGAAUGCUGAAGCGACAGAAGGAAGCUGCUGGGAGAUCCCCAGAGCAGGAACUACAGCACCCAGAGGGUGAAAUCUACACAAACCUGACAUUACAGCAGACUGAAGCCUCCCUCAGCUCCCCCCAGAAAAAGGCCACAGACCCCUCCCUGGCCCAGGGAGACCAGGAGGAAGUGGACUACACCAUCAUAGCCUCCUUCCAGAAAGAAGACAUUUCCUAUGCGACUCUGUCUUUGGAUACCUCAAAUCCAGAGCCAACCUAUGGCAACAUGGAUUACUUCAGCACCCACACACCCAGCAGGAGCCAAGAGGAGCACAUAGAAUACAGCAUCAUCCGUAGGACCUAGUCUGCGCUCCAAGGCCCCUCUCUGGCCCUACAGUGUCGCCUCACGGGGACCAGCCAGUGACUGAGGCUUCUGCUCGAUGCAGCUGGUAUCACUCCAGCUCGACUUGGAUUUGAGACUAGACUUGGGGGACUUCUGGGAGUUGGAAAGAGGUCUCUCCACAUGCAUUCUACUCCAAGAUAGUUGUGGGAGGGGGAUGACUAGGGAUAUGCUGUAGCCAUGUUAAAGUUGAUGAAGAUGAUAAUAAUAAUAUUUUUUUAACCAGAGCACUGCUCAGCUCUGGCUUAUGGUGGUAUGGGCACUGAACCUGGGGUCUUGGAGGUUCAAGUCUUUUGCAUAGCCAUUAUGCUACUUCCCCAGUCAGUAAUGAUAAAUUAUAGCAAUUAAUCUUUAUUUAUUGCUUACUGUGUGUGUGGUAGGCUGAAUAAUGCUCCUCCCCACAUAUCUAUGUCCUAAUAUAGCAAAAGAACUUCUUAGAUGUAAUAAACCUGAAGGUUUUGAGAUGGGAAGAUUAUUCAGAAUUUUUCAGGUGGGCUCUAAAUGGAAUCACAAGGGUCUUUAUCAGAGAGGGGCAGGAAGGUCAGAAGAGAGACAAUAAGAUGAGAGAAUUGGAAGCUGGAGUGAUGUUGCCAGGAGCCAAGGACACCACAGCCUCUUGUAGGCACUGGAGUCUCCAGAAGCAACCAGCCCUGGUGACACUUUGACUUGAACUUAGUGAGACUGGUUUAGCACUUCUGGUUUGCAGACCCAGAGCAUAAAUUUCCAUUGUUCCAGCUCUGCCACUAAAUCUGUGGUAGCUUUCUACAACAACAGUAGGAAAUAAUACCUGUGGGGAAGGUGCCCUGCCCUACAUGCUUUAACCACACUAAGUAAAGUGAUUCUCACCAAGA